This is a messenger RNA of Oppia nitens, 1387 nucleotides long. RefSeq names its product GDP-L-fucose synthase-like (gene Gmer). The coding region runs from base 164 to 1156 and encodes 330 amino acids. The record is from RefSeq and is a predicted model, not a curated record. Gene Ontology annotation, molecular function: GDP-L-fucose synthase activity. NCBI's taxonomy places the organism in Eukaryota, Metazoa, Arthropoda, Arachnida, Sarcoptiformes, Oppiidae. The transcript has 3 exons. Gene Ontology annotation, biological process: nucleotide-sugar biosynthetic process.
AAACCUAUAAAUACUUAUUUUAAGGCAAUAGUCAAAUAAAAUGUCAAAUGAUUUAUAAAACUUAACGAAAACAGAGGUUUUAUUUUUACAUUUAGUUAUAUUUAAGACAUUUUAUGUACAAUUGAUUAAUACUGUGAAACGUUUGUUACAAUCAAUUGAAGUAAUGUCCGACAAACAGAUAGUUUUGGUUACCGGCGGUACUGGUCUUGUGGGUCGAGCUAUUGAAUCGGUUGUCAAUGAAAAUUGCGAUGAAUUGUCUUCAUAUAAGUUUGUGUUUAUUGGUUCCCAAGAGUCGGAUCUCUCAAAUUUAUAUGAAACUCGAGCCUUAUUUGAAAAGAUUAGACCCAAUUAUGUGAUACAUUUGGCCGCAAUGGUCGGCGGUCUCUUCCAUAACCAAAAUAACAAUCUUAUGUUUUUGCGGAUAAAUUUACAAAUCAAUGAUAAUGUUCUGUUGAUGUCUCACGAGAUGAAAGUAAAGAAAUGUAUAUCAUGUCUGUCGACUUGUAUUUUCCCGAACCAUACGACUUACCCGAUAGACGAGACAAUGAUUCAUUUGGGACCACCGCACGAUUCAAACUUUGGCUAUUCAUACGCCAAAAGGAUGAUUGAUGUCCUCAAUAAGGCAUACAAUAGUAGUGCCAAUAAUUCAACUCUGUUUACGGCAGUGGUUCCCACCAAUGUCUUCGGCAAGUAUGACAACUUCAACAUUGAACACUCGCACGUCAUUCCCGGCCUUAUUGUUAAAGCAUUUAAUGCCGUUAGAGAAGCCAAACAUAAAGGAGCUAACAGUGCAAAGCUAAUGGUCUACGGAAGCGGUACACCGAUGCGUCAGUUUAUAUAUUCAAAAGAUUUGGCAAAACUUAUUGUAUGGACUCUGAAGGUCUAUGAAGAAAGAGAACCAAUUAUAUUGAGUGUUGGCGAAGAAGAAGAGAUCAGUAUUGGAAAUGCGGCUCAAUUGGUGGCCAAUGCCUUCUCCGAUGAAAUCAAACUUGAACUCGAUUUUGAUAUUAAUUAUAGCGACGGACAAUACAAGAAAACAGCUAAUAAUGCAAAACUUCGCAAAUAUUUACCGAACUUUGAGUUCACGCCAAUAGAAAUCGGCAUUAAAGAGACCGUUCAAUGGUUUAAACAAAACUAUUUAGUCGCCAGAAAGUAAUAAUUUUAAUGAAUUUUCUCAAUACAUAUAUGAUCUGAAUUUUUACAAUAUAUUUGAUAAACAACAUAAAACAUGUGAUUUAUAAUUAUAUUUAAUAAAAUAUAUUUGUCUGAAUUUUAUCCGAUAUUUAAUUUAAUGAAUUGAAUCCCAACUUAUCUUAAAUCCAUUUCAGAGAAAUUUAAAAGAAUUGCAAUUUUAUAUUAAGAAUCGGAUUUUUCGUCUGAAAACUUC